UAAUUAUAUUCAUUCAUCUUUCUUCAAACCUACUAAUAGAUGGGUCCAAAGUCAAUCCAUAAAAAAAUAUUUUUUUUUAACUAGUAACAAUUUGAUAAAUGUGUUUUUUUUACUUGGGGUCUGAGUAGAUGAGAUAAAAUCGACGAAGUUUUGUUACUGUAUCAUAAAGGUUAAAGUGCAGAGUUAAUUCAUUUGAUUUUAUCGUCGGUUUUCGUUCCUAGUCAGAAAAUAUAAAUUUUAUUUAUAUCUCAACAGAUAAAAGUUCCUGAAAAUGAGUCGGUCGUGAUAUUGGUCACUGGCAUUAGUGUACGUUUGUGAAAGUUAAAAAAUGGGUGAAAACGAGAACCAAGUCGUACGCAAAAGGGCCUUAAGUGCUACCAAAGCUGAUGAAAUUCAAGCUGUCGAAAAAAAGGUUAGAAGCAGUCAGCCUGAUAAGCCAUGCCACAAACCCAGAGAUUCACUUUUUUCCUGGAACUCCGGAUUUGACAACUUUACUGGAUUAGUCAAUUGGGCUUUCCUUUUGUUGUCUAUGGGUGGUUUGAGAUUAUUACUUGAAAACUUUAUCAAAUACGGUAUAAGGGUUGAUCCAUUUCAAUGGAUAUCAUUUGUAAUCAAUCCAGAAGACGGUUCAGAAUAUCCAUCUUUAUUAUUAUUGUUAUAUCAUAUUGUACCUCUUUCAGUGUGCCUUAUAAUCGAAAAAGCCUUGUCAGCUGAAGUUGUUCCAAAUGGUAUUGGAAUGCUAGUCCAUGUAGUUAAUUUACUUUCAGUAAUAUUAUUGCCCAUGGUUAUUAUACAUGUUAAAGAUGGAUUCAGCCUAGUGGGUGCUUCUACAGUUUGCACAGUUUAUAGUGUACUAUUUCUAAAACUGUGGUCCUAUGUACAGGUUAAUAUGUGGUGCAGAAGUGCGAGGCAAAACAAUAAUAAAGGCUCAUUGCGUAGACAGUCUGUAUCUUUGAGCAGUCUUCAAAGGGCAAAAGAACAGAAAAAACAGAGUGUAAAAGGCUCUACCGAAGAUCUUGGUGAUGGUUUGGUCCAUUAUCCGGAUAAUCUAAGGCUGAAAGACUUGUAUUAUUUUAUUUUCGCACCUACUUUAUGCUACGAACUAAAUUUUCCUAGAACUGAAAGAAUAAGGAAAAGGUUUUUAUUAAGAAGAGCAUUUGAAGUAAUUGUGGGAACACAAAUUAUUCUUGCAGUCAUACAACAAUAUAUGAUACCAUCAGUCAAAAACUCCUUAGUGCCCUUCAGUAAUAUGGAUUACACACUUGCUACAGAGAGGCUGUUGAAAUUGGCUAUUCCUAAUCAUCUCAGUUGGCUAAUAAUGUUCUAUAUUCUCUUCCAUUCGUUCUUGAAUUUGACAGGUGAAAUUUUACAAUUCUCAGACCGACAUUUCUAUGCUGAUUGGUGGAACGCAAACAAUAUUGAUAUAUUUUGGAGGACGUGGAAUUUACCAGUUCACAGAUGGGCUGUGAGGCAUUUGUAUCUUCCAAUGGUGGACAUGGGUUAUGGUAGGUUAACUGCCAGUAUGGUUGUCUUCUUUAUUAGUGCCUUCUUCCAUGAAUAUAUGGUUAGCGUACCAUUAAAAACCUACAAAAUAUGGGCUUUCAUGGGCAUGAUGGGUCAAAUACCACUCUCGUUUCUCUCACGAGCUGUCGAAAAACGGUACGGCCCCAGAUUUGGCAACAUCGUCGUCUGGUCAUCCAUUAUAAUUGGACAGCCAUUAUGUAUUAUGAUGUAUUACCACGACUACAUGGUAAUACACCAUGGUCCAGCCAUAGCUGAAUACGCUCAGGUGUAGGAACUGUUGCGCCAUCUAGCCCAAAAAUCGAGAUCAAAUAGUGUAGAUUUUUUUCUAUUUUUAAGUCCUGUAUCACAUUUUAAAGAGACCGGAGUAGUGAUCAUAGUGAACAUACCAAAAAAGGUAUGAUUAUUUUGUAAUCUGUUUACGUUGCAUUUGAUGCAUUUCUAAGGAGAUUAAAAACUAAGUAGGUGUUUUUGUAUUUUUUGUAUCAAAAUUUAAUAAAACAGCGCAAUAAAAUAAUUAGUACAAUAUGCAAUACGGAAAUCUACUUAUAAGAUGUAUUUUUAUAAAAUAUUGUUUGAUUUUUUUAUAUUUUAAUUUAUAUUUUCUUUAUUAUUAUUUUUAUCUAGGUGUUGUAUGUUUUUUUAUAUUGAUACAUCACUUUUAGUUACCUGUUAAUACCCAAAAAUAUAAUAUUGUAUAUUUUAGAUAAGAAUAGUUAGUUUUUUUUAAAUAGCUUUAUUUUGAAUUAAAAAUUUGUCUUCCCAUUAGAAAAAUGUACGCUCAAGUUAAAUAGAUUGAUUCUGAUGAAAGGUGCUAUAUUAAAAAUUUCAUAACUGUUUAAAUCUUUGCAUUUAAACAUAAAUUAUACAAUAACUUUUUAUUCCAUAUAUAGAUUGUUGACAGUUUGUUGUUAUUGCUAUAUCAUUAUUUAUACGUUAUGAAAUAAAUAUUAAGACUGAAUUAA
Messenger RNA from Sitophilus oryzae (rice weevil), 2486 nucleotides. It is a transcript of the gene mdy, whose product is annotated as diacylglycerol O-acyltransferase 1. Gene Ontology annotation, cellular component: endoplasmic reticulum membrane. The record is from RefSeq and is a predicted model, not a curated record. Lineage: Eukaryota; Metazoa; Arthropoda; Insecta; Coleoptera; Curculionidae. Gene Ontology annotation, molecular function: diacylglycerol O-acyltransferase activity. Gene Ontology annotation, biological process: triglyceride biosynthetic process. The transcript is spliced from 9 exons. The coding region runs from base 329 to 1795 and encodes 488 amino acids.